Cajanus cajan (pigeon pea) is the source of this 1162-nucleotide messenger RNA. Its product is annotated as putative pectinesterase 29. NCBI's taxonomy places the organism in Eukaryota, Viridiplantae, Streptophyta, Magnoliopsida, Fabales, Fabaceae. Gene Ontology annotation, molecular function: pectinesterase activity. The record is from RefSeq and is a predicted model, not a curated record. Gene Ontology annotation, biological process: cell wall modification; pectin catabolic process.
UUGAUAUCUUAUCUUUUACCAUUUGCAUAUUGAAAAAGAUAACAAAAAUGCAGUUCUCACAACUAUUUUUGUUCAUUUUCAUGGUUUUAGUAAUUACUUGCAAUGUCUGUGAGUCCCAAAAUUGUGCUAAUCCACCCAAGACCAUUAUUGUUAGUAAGUCAAGCAAAGCAAAUUUUGAAACAAUUCAAAGUGCCAUCGACUCUGUUCCUGAACAAAACUCUCAAUGGAUUCACAUCCAAAUUUCUUCUGGCGUUUACAAAGAACAGGUCCAAGUUCCGAUGAACAAACCAUGCAUUUAUCUAGAAGGAGCUGGUAGCAAAUCCACAAGUAUCGAAUGGGGUGACCAUCUUAAUGCCACUUUCUUUUCUAAAGCAAAUUAUACUAUUGCAAAUGGCAUUACUUUCACGAAUUCACUCAACACACCGGAUCAAAUUGCAAUCACACAAGCUGUGGCAGCUCGAAUUCAUGCAGAUAAAUGUGCUUUCUUUAACUGUGCUUUCUUAGGGGUGCAAGACACCUUAUAUGAUGACUUUGGUCGUCAUUACUACCAUAAUUGCUAUAUUCAAGGUGGGGUUGAUUUCAUAUUUGGAAAUGGUCAAUCAAUCUUUGAGGCAAGCCAAUUAUAUUUUUCAAUGGGAAAAGAUGGUCCCAAAAGGAAUGGGUGUUUUACAGCACAAGAAAGGGAGUCACCAAAUGACACAAGUGGAUUUGUUUUUAAAAAUUGUUCCUUGAACGGGACAGGAGGACAUGCUAUACUAGGGAGAUCUUUAAAGGCUUAUGCAAGAGUCAUCAUAGCAAAUUCAUUCCUAUCAGAUGUGGUAUCACCUGAGGGUUGGAAUGCUCGUACCUUUGUUGGCCAGGAAAAAACAAUUACAUUUGUGGAGGAGGGAAAUUAUGGACCGGGAGCAAAUAAAUCCAAACGUGUGAAUUGGGUGAAGCACUUAAGUGGACAUGAACUUGAUCAAUUCCUCGAUAUCUCAUUUAUUGAUAAAGAAGGGUGGUUUGCAAGAUUGCCAGCCAAGAUCUUCAUUUAAGUUAUUGAUAAAUAAAAAAUUGUAAAAUUAAUUUGCUUGCAACUUUUGAUAUUCUGUUGGGUUGUGUGAUAUCUUUCUAUCCCAAACCUACUUUUAUUAAAAAAAAUAUGUUUCUUUUUAAAUAGAAU